Messenger RNA from Rangifer tarandus platyrhynchus (Svalbard reindeer), 237 nucleotides. The record is from the annotation of a GenBank genome assembly. NCBI's taxonomy places the organism in Eukaryota, Metazoa, Chordata, Mammalia, Artiodactyla, Cervidae.
AUGGCCUGCCUGGCUCCGCCCCGCCUCUGUCCCGGCUUCUCCGCGCCCUCCGAGCCUCGCCCCCAGGUUGGCUCCGCAGUCAGGAGUCGCCCCUCUCCUGCAGCCGCACCUGCAUCACACCCAUACCAGCCUCCGAGCCGGGACAGACUUCGUAGUCACCUGGCCUCGUCCCUCGAGUCCUGCUUUGCUUGGUUGGGUACUGUCGCCAUCAACGCACCGGGCCGUUCGCUCGGAUAA